AUGGGGUCAAAAAUAAUUGCAUUGAUUGUAUGUCUACCAUUGAUAUUAUUAUUUAUUGCAUUGGGACUGGCAGCUUUCUAUUGUCUACGUUCAAGAAGACGUACUAAGCAACGUACUACAUCAACUCCGGUGAGAAAUCAUUUACCUAGAUCUCAGCCAACUUCAACUUCAAAUUUUACUAAUAUUCCUGCACAAGUCCCAUACCCAACCGGUUCAUCGCAAAAUCCAUAUCCGAUGAGUUCGUCUCAGGCUCCAUAUCCAAUGAGCUCAUCACAAGAUGGAAUGCCAACAGGAGCAGCAGUGCUAUCAAAAUCCCUAGAUAAAGAAAUAAAGUAUAUACAUAGUAACUGA
This is a messenger RNA of Schistosoma rodhaini, 351 nucleotides long. NCBI's taxonomy places the organism in Eukaryota, Metazoa, Platyhelminthes, Trematoda, Strigeidida, Schistosomatidae. The record is from the annotation of a GenBank genome assembly.